GUCACAUGUAACUUGAAAGAUUGUAAGAUAAAGGCUGAAAGUAAUUUCAGUCUCUGACUUAGCCUCUGAAAAGUCUAGUGUCCUAAAUUGAGCUCAAGUUUAAUAUGAGCUAGAAAUAAGCCCACAUCUGUAAACACAGAUACUUACUAUUUUAAGAUUGUGCAGCUUUGCUGUGACUCCAGAAUUAUUCAUUUUAAUUUCCAUUAAAUAUGCCUUUACAAGACUUGAAUAGUCAUUAGACUUAAGUCAACUCUGCAACCUACCUUAACUUUAUUUUUUCCAUUGCUGUCUAUUCAUGAGCUUAAUAUUUGUUUCAUACUUGCCUGGUUGAUUAAGGUUCAUUUAUAACUUGUAUUGCUGUGAUUUGGUUAAGAUUCCACUGAACUAAGUGGUAAAUUAACUGCAAAUGACUUGCUUGUCUAGAUUCAUCGUAAGAAGGUGUGUUUCAUUAUAAGUGGAAUACAGGUGUAGAUAAUAUAUUUAUAUCUUGAUUGUAUGUUAACUUUUUCAAGCCCAGGUUAUACAAUAUAUUUAUCAAACAACCAAAGGUUGAGGGAUCUGGUGCAGGUCUAGUGGUGCAGUGACCCAACUAAAAGAUUAUUAUGCUGCUCCCUCCUGACUCUUGUGAGGAAGUCAGCAUUUUCUCUUUUUCCCUUGACCCCUUAUCUUUUCCGGAUGUUGUGAGGCACUCUGGGCCUGAUCCAAAACCCAAGUGAAGUUUUGGGGAAAUCUUUCCAUUGGCAUUGGCUCAGGACUUCUAUUACUUCCUACCCAAUGGGGUGAGGAUGUGCAUGAACCUCGUUAACACAUUGCUAAGCACUACACUUAAAUAGCACAGGGAGCAUUCCACUCUGCACAAUACAGAUAUAUGUGGGAGAGUAGGAACCCUCUUGUGACCUGCACUCCACUCCUUCUGCCACCAUUCAGAGCAAGGAGGGGUACUGAAUGCACUGAUGGGCGACCUUCAACUUUGCAAACUAGAUGAACUUGACUGCCUUAUUAAAGGAGUUUUGUACAUUGACUCAGUUGGAUUCAAUGGACAUUCAGAGUGCUACUACUUUGAAAACCCAACUGAUUGUGAAAAAUGUCAGAAGCUCCCAUUCAACUUGGAGAAUCCAUAUCCUCUCCUCUUGGUGAACAUUGGCUCAGGGGUCAGCAUCUUGGCUGUGUAUUCCAAAGACAAUUAUAAGCGUGUAACUGGGACCAGUCUUGGAGGAGGAACGUUUUUUGGUCUCUGCUGUCUUCUUACUGGCUGCUCCACCUUUGAAGAGGCUCUUGAAAUGGCAUCCCUUGGAGAUAGCACGAAAGUGGAUAAACUGGUGCGGGACAUCUAUGGAGGGGAUUAUGAGAGAUUUGGACUGCCAGGCUGGGCUGUAGCAUCCAGCUUUGGGAAUAUGAUGAGCAAGGAGAAGAGAGAGUCUGUCAGUAAAGAGGACCUGGCAAGAGCAACUUUAAUAACCAUCACCAAUAACAUUGGCUCCAUAGCACGGAUGUGUGCACUUAAUGAGAACAUUAAUCGGGUGGUUUUUGUUGGCAAUUUCUUGCGGAUCAAUACAAUCUCAAUGAGGCUUCUAGCAUAUGCUUUGGAUUAUUGGUCCAAGGGGCAGUUGAAGGCACUUUUCUUGGAACAUGAGGGUUAUUUUGGAGCAGUUGGUGCUUUUCUGGAGCUUUUGAAUUCAGCCUGAGUCAUUACAGAUCCUGCACAUUGGAUAUAAGUUGCAGGAGCUUCUACCCUAUUGGAACUCCUACAUGUAUUUAGCUUUUUUUAAAGCAUCUGUUAAGUGACUAUUACAGUAAUUGUACAUGAUUUAAUCAUUGCGGAAAAGGAAAGGACAAAUGAAUUUUUUGUAAACAGCUAAAAUUAAUCCUGAAUCUUAAUGUAGAUUAGUUAAUAAUAAGAAAUAUAUAUCUUCUGAGCAGCAGUUUUUAUUAUAAUCUGCUACAUGUUUUGAGAUAGUGUGGGAAGGUGCGAGAUAGAGAGAGCAUAAGUCUCACAUUAAACUAUCCUGUUCUCAAAAGACAUUUUUUUUUAAAAUGCCAAGUGUCUACAGUGGUAACUAUUUUAUAUUUCACUUGCAAUGUUUGUAUAUAUGGGAUUGAAGGACUUUAAGUAUUUGUGGUAGUAUUGAAUAGUGUAUUGUUUAUGUAUGACAAUUAUCAAAACAGAACCCAGAAAUAUAAAAACUAACCUUUUUCCAAAAGUCCUUGUUUGUUGCCCUCUUCUGAACACUAUAGUGGCCUGUAAAAACAUCAUCAUACAAUCAGUAAUGGCUUAUUUUCUGGCAAGACCGUCACUGUGCAUAUACACUGUUGGAGAAACAAGAAGUAAGGAUUAAAUCUUUUUUGGGUCUUGCUUUCUGUAAAACUGCGUAGCAACUUCCUGUCAUCUGCACCCUGGUGACUGCUGACCAGACCUCUGGAUGUGUGGGUCAAACCCUUAUAAUGUAGUUUUAGCAACAUGCAGUAGAUGAAAUCCACUAAGAGUAAAUUUAAGAAUAUUUAUAACUAGUGUGUGUUGCUUUUUCUUUUCUUUUUUUUCUUUUUUAAAGAAUUGUAUGGAACUGUACCAAAAAUGAUGAUAAUGCUAUUCCUGAUAUACUCAGGCUGUUCUGUAUAAUUUAAUAGUCUAUAGAUGUUUGUUGUUAGCUAGUUACUAAACAUAAUCCAGAUUCAGGAGGAAAAUCAAUCUUCUCUCCACAUCA
Molecule: messenger RNA, 2702 nt
Organism: Chrysemys picta bellii (western painted turtle)
Lineage: Eukaryota; Metazoa; Chordata; Testudines; Emydidae
Gene: PANK2
Product: pantothenate kinase 2
Biological process (GO): coenzyme A biosynthetic process
Cellular component (GO): nucleus; cytosol
Molecular function (GO): ATP binding; pantothenate kinase activity
Source: RefSeq, a predicted model, not a curated record